GUUAUGCAUUUUUGGCGGGAAAAGGACCGCGUUGCAAAAGAUUUUCAUCCACACUUUUUUUUAUUAUUAAUAACAAUCCCGCGUCGAAAACAACUCCAAACAUUUGCUGCUGUUGAGAAAUUAGUGCUACAUCGGUGAUUGUGUAUUAAAUAAACAUAAAAGAAAAUGGCACGACGCGAUUAUGCCCAAGACCGCGAAUCCAUCAAGACCUUUCUAUCGGAGUACUGCAAAUGCGACGACGAUGGCAAGAAGGAAUUCGUUUAUGGCUCCCAGCUGGUCAAGCUGGCACAUCGCGAGCAGGUAAUGAUGACCAUCGAUCUGGACCAUUUGGCCGAGUUCAAUGAGAGCCUGGCCGAGGCUGUAAUUGACAAUUGCCGACGCUAUGCGGCCAUAUUUAGCGAUGUGAUUGCCGAACUGCUGCCCAGCUACAAGCAGCAGGAAGUCCAUGCCAAGGAUGCCCUCGAUGUGUAUAUUGAGCAUCGUCUGCUGAUGGAUGCCCGCACCCGGAAUCCCAUGGAACAGCGGGAUGAGCGCAAUAGUUUCCCCUCAGAGCUAAUGAAGCGAUUUGAAGUGGGCUUCAAGCCGCUGUCCACGGAGAAGGCCAACUCCAUACGCGAGGUGAAGGCACAACAUAUUGGCAAAUUGGUCACAGUGCGCGGCAUCGUUACGCGUUGCACGGAAGUGAAACCCAUGAUGGUGGUGGCCACUUACACAUGCGAUCGCUGCGGCUCCGAAACCUAUCAGCCCGUGAAUUCGUUGUCCUUCAUUCCAGUGUCGGAUUGCCCCUCUGAUGAUUGCCGUGUGAAUAAGGCGGGCGGACGUCUUUACUUGCAAACACGAGGAUCCAAAUUUGUUAAGUUCCAGGAGUUAAAGAUGCAGGAGCAUAGCGACCAGGUACCCGUGGGACACAUUCCACGCAGCAUGACAGUUCUAUGUCGCGGCGAAGUCACUCGCAUGGCCCAGCCCGGUGAUCAUGUUCUGAUCUCGGGCGUCUUUUUGCCCAUGGUGCGCACAGGAUUCGCUCAGAUGAUGCAGGGAUUGCUCUCGGAGACCUUCCUCCAGGCCCAUCGCAUCAUUUGCAUCAACAAGAACGACGAGAUAUCCGAUAAGAGUGCCGAGUUGACGCCCGAUGAGUUGGAGGAACUGGCCCAGGAUGAUUUCUAUGAGCGUCUGGCCACCAGUUUGGCUCCCGAAAUCUAUGGACACUUGGAUGUGAAGAAGGCUUUGCUCCUCCUUUUGGUUGGUGGCGUGGAUAAGCGUCCAGAUGGCAUGAAGAUUCGCGGAAAUAUAAAUAUCUGUCUCAUGGGUGAUCCUGGUGUGGCCAAAUCCCAACUCCUGGGCUACAUAAGUCGCCUGGCAGUGCGUUCCCAGUACACCACCGGGCGAGGUUCCUCCGGGGUGGGUCUGACAGCGGCCGUGAUGAAGGAUCCCCUUACUGGCGAGAUGACCCUAGAGGGUGGAGCUCUCGUGCUAGCCGAUCAGGGCGUCUGCUGCAUUGACGAGUUCGACAAGAUGGCCGACACCGAUCGCACAGCCAUCCACGAGGUUAUGGAACAGCAAACCAUAUCCAUUGCCAAGGCCGGCAUCAUGACCACCCUGAAUGCCCGUGUAUCCAUAUUGGCAGCUGCCAAUCCCGCCUUCGGACGCUACAAUCCACGUCGCACAGUCGAACAGAAUAUCCAAUUGCCCGCUGCCCUGCUCUCGCGUUUCGAUCUGCUGUGGCUCAUCCAGGACAAGCCCGAUAGGGAUAACGAUUUGCGUCUGGCCAAGCAUAUUACUUAUGUGCACAGUCACAGCAAGCAACCGCCAUCGCGGGUCAAGGCCCUGGACAUGAAUCUGAUGCGACGCUACAUAAACCUCUGCAGACGCAAGAAUCCCACCAUUCCAGAUGAGCUCACCGAUUACAUUGUGGGCGCCUAUGUCGAGCUGCGCCGCGAGGCUCGCAAUCAAAAGGACAUGACCUUCACAUCGGCCCGUAAUCUCUUGGGCAUUCUGCGUCUAUCCACCGCACUGGCCCGCCUGCGUCUCUCCGAUCAUGUGGAGAAGGACGAUGUGGCCGAAGCUUUGCGUUUGCUUGAAAUGUCCAAGGACUCGCUGAAUCAGAUACACGAACACCAAAAGGGACAUGUGCCGAAUACGUCGGAUCGCAUCUUUGCCAUUGUACGGGAAUUGGCCGGCUCGGGGCAGGCGGUGAAAAUCUCCGAUGUCAUGGAUCGUUGCACCACAAAGGGCUUCAAACCCGACCAAGUGGACAAAUGCAUUUCGGACUACGAGGAGUUAAAUGUUUGGCAAGUUAACAUGGGGCAUACGAAAAUUACAUUCUUGUAAAGGAAAUGCCACAAGUAAGCGAGCCAAUUUAUCAUUUAUCUCAUGCUCUAUACAAAUUUACAUAUAUUUUAUUUAAUACUUGCAUUUAAUUUAUAUUCAUUUUUGAGAACUUUGGCGGAAAAGUCUAAUGAAUGAAUCAAUAUUGAGAAAGUUUUCUAUUAUAGAUAUAUAUGCAUAUGAAUUUACUGAUUGUUUUUUUUUUUUCAUUGUCUUUCCGAAUGGAAAAACGUUUUGUUAUAAGAUUUCAUCAUCUAAAUCCAUUCCUUUUGCCCAUUUACAAGUAAAUUAAUUAACUUGAAUGUUUUCUUGUGUCAUUUGUUCAUUAAAUAAAUAAAUAAUUCAUAACAAUAUUUUAAUUGCAA
Drosophila willistoni is the source of this 2690-nucleotide messenger RNA. RefSeq names its product DNA replication licensing factor Mcm7 (gene Mcm7). The record is from RefSeq and is a predicted model, not a curated record. Gene Ontology annotation, cellular component: MCM complex; nucleus. The transcript has 4 exons. Gene Ontology annotation, molecular function: ATP binding; single-stranded DNA helicase activity; ATP hydrolysis activity. The coding region runs from base 166 to 2328 and encodes 720 amino acids. Gene Ontology annotation, biological process: DNA strand elongation involved in DNA replication; DNA replication initiation; double-strand break repair via break-induced replication. Lineage: Eukaryota; Metazoa; Arthropoda; Insecta; Diptera; Drosophilidae.